UGUGAGAGAGUGGGGGGGGGAGUUGGCAAUGAAGGCAUCAGUCGCGCCUAGCCCAGCCCAGCCUGCACACACCGGGUUAGAUGUUAAGCCAGCGCUGAGGAGCCGCAUUGCCAGUGUGUUGUUGCUGGAGGCCGGUUCGAUUCCAGCUUCCCCCACCCCCAGGGCUUCAGGAGUGUGUCUGGAAACACAAUAAAACGGAGCCUUGUCUUUUGGGGGGGUGGGGGGGGGGGAGAGUUACUGUAUUCUCCAGGAUUUCCUCAGAGCGUCAGGUGAGAGAGCAGUCUGAAGCUCAACAAGUUCCAGAGAGAAACUGCAGGGGGGAAAAGAUCAGCAAAUGUUGCAGCGAUUAGUGUGUUAUUCGGAAUAUUGGGAGAGGUCAUGAUUGAGGAUGGCAAAGGCAGUGCAAGUCUCGCCAAGAAACUUUCAAUUCAGCGGCUGCAAGUUGAGGGCGAGGGGUUUUUCUUGUGGGGGGUUGGGGGAAGAGUUGGUCUUUCGGAGGCUUGACCAAGAGAGAAUGCCUGUCCUGACCUCCCCAGAAAUCGCCACCAAGUUCAAGGAAAACUGGAUGAUGCUGCACCCGGAGGAUCAGGACAAUGUGAGCGGUGCCGUGAACCUGGAUGACAGUCUGACCAGCCUUCAAUGGCUGCAGGAUUUCUCAAUCCUCAGUGCCAACCUGGAGAAGCCGGCUGGGGGUGCCCAGCAUCACUGCAGGCAGCAGCAGCAGCACCACGCGCCCAGCUCGGACUCCCCUGCCUCACCUCCAGCUGGUGACACCGCGUCCAGCGGCAUGCCCACUGGGCUGGGCAAGCCCACCUCGGCGGUGGCUGGCACCAAGACCUUGAUCCAGGCUCAGCCUCCUUCCCAGAGCCCGGCGGAGGAUGUGGACUACAAGACGAACCCGCACGUCAAGCCGCCAUACUCCUAUGCCACGCUCAUCUGCAUGGCCAUGCAGGCUAGCAACAAGAGUAAGAUCACCCUGUCUGCCAUUUACAACUGGAUCACCGACAACUUCUGCUACUACAAGCACGCUGACCCCAGCUGGCAGAAUUCUAUUCGUCAUAACCUUUCUUUAAAUAAAUGCUUCAUGAAAGUGCCAAGACAGAAAGAUGAACCUGGUAAAGGGGGUUUCUGGCAGAUUGAUCCACAAUAUGCCGACAUGUUUGUCAACGGUGUAUUCAAAAGGAGACGGAUGCCAGCAACACACUUUAGCGCCCUCAAACAAAACAAACUCCCAUCUGUAACUACAUCUGAAGUCUCGAUAAAUCCAUCAACUCAACCUUUCCUGUCUUAUCCUGGGCCUGGACAUACAUCUGUGCGGUACAUGGAGAAUUCUCACAAUAAUCCACUUUUCAACUCUUCAGACAACCACCGAACUGCAAGCAAACGCAAGCAAGCCUUGCCAAAGCGAACAAUGAAGACGUCCAGAACUACCAAGUCUCCACUGCUGGGUCACGACGAUCGCGAAUCUGAAUCGCUCAAGGGCGACUUUGACUGGGCCUCAGUCUUUGAUGAUGUGUUCAAUGCGAAUGGGAGCAAUUUUGAGGACUUAGACAUCAAUGCAGCAUUGAACUCUCUGGGUACAGAGCUGGAUCUUACUGUCCAAGGAAGGCAUAUUAGCCCACAGUCUAAAUGGUGCUCCAUUGGGAUGGACCAGGUUCUUGCAGAAACCACCAGCCAGGCUUCCCAGUUUGAAGAUUUUACAUUUUUCUCUGAUGCUCAAAGGCAUCCAUGGGAGGAGAUGAAGGAAGAGUUCCAAAUUACCCCUUUGGAUAUAGAUCAAGGCUUCAACUUCUAUGAAGGAUUCUUCAAUGAACUGCAUCAAUGGGAAAGAGGAGACAACUUUCUGUGACAAGACUAUGUUCCCCUAAUGAUCAAUCUUGAACCAUUUGCUACAUUAGCAUUAAUGCUCUUGAUUACUGGAAAUGUACAGCUUACAUGAAGUUCCUUUUAUGCUGUUGAAAAAUGACCCAUUUGUUAUUUUUUAUUGUUUAUAAUUUUUACACUGGAAUACCAUUUUAAGAGAUUUCCGUCAUAGUUGAAAGAAAUCAGUCUGAAAUUCUUAAUAGUUUAAGAUCAUACCAUCUGAUUACAUACCAGGUUGUACCACCAGAGGUGCACAAUGCUGCAGUGUUUCAAAGGGAUGUGUUCUCAAAGCUAUUUGCCGUUUCAGAUUCUUUCUUUGUUCAAAGCCGAAAAUUGCUCACAACUGCACUUGACACUUUGGAAGACAAUGUUGCUGAAGUGAAAAUAUGAAGCCAAUAGUCAAGUCAAGCAAGCGUACGAUGAAUGGAACUGUGAUGGCACUAUUUACGUACAGUCAAUUAGGAGCUAGCUAAUUCUUAACUGAGAUGGCUGUUAACAGCCUAUUCUUGCUAGUUGAUCCAAAAAUUGUCCAUUGAAGUAUAUUGCACUUACUCCUAAAAACGACUAACCCUAACUUGUGUUAAAGUCACCUUCUAUUACCUUGCAGUUGCAGUGUUUCGCCAUAUGAACUCGAAUUAGAAAUACAGGGCUAAACUAGAAGUCUUUCAAGUUAAUUUUCUACUUGCUUUUUCUUGACUUGGCUAUUGAGUGAGUGUUGAGCUUUGGUUCAAUGGCUUCACAGAAUCAACACACUUACAGGAUGUAAGGCACAGUUUUGACCGUAUAUUUUUCCAUAAAAGACUUAUUUUGCUCAGAAGUACUAGUGUUAAAAGGUGUAGUUUUUUUUCUUUUUGGAAUUGAUUUGGUGACUAACCUGAGUGAAAUUCUCAAAAACAGAAGGGACGUGGGGAGGACUUGAUUCGAUUAUUGUUUGGAACUGCCCUUAAUCAUGACAAACGCAAGGCCUAAAUGAUUGAACACUAGAAAGGGCAAAUGUACUUUCUACAUAUCCUACAGUGAAGCAAGCAUCUUGGCCUGUCCACAUUAGCAUGGAUCUCUUUUUUUAAAAAAAAAGGUGUAAUCAAGUCAUCGUGAUUCUAUGCAGAAUUCCUUUUCUUAUUGUGUUGGAACUGCUGCCUUAACAAUGAAGUUAUGGAGGGUUUCCAUCCCGUGACUUUUGUAAAGAGCUGCUAUGUAAUUCUGAAGAUGAAAUGAACAACGUCCGCUGAACUGUGUAACUAUGCCAAUCUGUUUAAUUCAUGAAUGCAGACUAGAGAUAAACUCAUCAUUCUUUGAGCUGACUGAUAAGUAGUCACUGUUAGAUGCUUGGUUUGUAACAGGGAAGUCAAUGUGUUUGCUUGGGUCACUCUGUUAACUGACCAGUGGAGCAAAUCCCCCAUAUGUGUGCAAUCUCCCAUUUUCUAUUCUGGUUAAUUGCUAUUUGCCUCACCGCAAUAAAAAUUGUGGGGUUUACAGCACAUUCUUCUAGAGUUUUAUUUGAAUAAACAAUAAUUACCCAUAAUUUCUUUCCGAUUUGAAACAUAUGCUGCUUCAUAAUUCAGCAUCGUGAAGAACAUGAACUAAUUUGGGUAAGGUGGAUCAAACCUUCAUACACACCAUAAAAGUAGAUAUGAAUAUGGUAUGAACUAUUAGAGGUGGGAUGGAAAUUUUGAAUCUGUUUGAAAUGUAUUACCAAUCUGGACCCAGUUUAGUUCUAGAAUUGCUCACUAAAUUAAGGCUUCCAGUGAGCGGGCGGGUAAAUAGAGCUGGGUGCAUGAAAAGAUCAACUCUGAUCUUACUCAAUGGCAGAGAGGGUUUGAGGCCUACUCCUAUUCCUCAUUCUUACGAUCUUAUGAAAUGCUCAUAGAAAUAUCUAAUAAUAAGGUUAUUCACAGUUGGAGUUUUUCAUCCAUCACCCGAUUGCCUUUCAGAUUGUGGUAACGAGAAGCCACCUUGAUCACUGCAGUCCAUAUGCUCUAGAUACACCUAUGACACUGUUAGGGAGGGAGUUCAAGGAUUUUGCCUCAUCACUGCUCCUUCAGUGUCGCUAUGUUAGAGUUUGAAUAUGUUUUUGUGCAGUGGGUUUGUCCACCAUCCUGUGUGAAUGAUGCCAGUUCAGAAAGGAUGAUUUAGAAUCCUGAUUUGUGGGGUGGUGUUUAACCGUAAGUCGUCAAAAUGGAUGUGAGCAAUUGCAUUUCGACUAAAAUAGUCAAUUGUCUCCUUUUAAACGGGGUCAGUUGUCUCUAAGUGGGUGGCAAUGGUGGCUCAGUGGUUAGCACUACUAUCUCACAGUGUCAC
This is a messenger RNA of Chiloscyllium plagiosum (whitespotted bambooshark), 4161 nucleotides long. The record is from RefSeq and is a predicted model, not a curated record. NCBI's taxonomy places the organism in Eukaryota, Metazoa, Chordata, Chondrichthyes, Orectolobiformes, Hemiscylliidae.